Messenger RNA from Lactuca saligna, 750 nucleotides. NCBI's taxonomy places the organism in Eukaryota, Viridiplantae, Streptophyta, Magnoliopsida, Asterales, Asteraceae. The record is from the annotation of a GenBank genome assembly.
AUGGCGAUUGUAUCAUUGACCUCAUUAAGGUUAUUAAAGAAAACCCAUUUUCUGGUCUCCUUUAUUCCCGACAAAUCGAUCGAUCGAUUUUGCUCAUCUCCUUUGGCGAUGGAUGAAGUAUUUGAGCCGGUUACAUUCGACAUUCAAGUUGAUGAUUUUGUAAAAGCCAAAGCAGUUUCAAGAUGCAAAGAUGAAUUCGUUAAUGUUCUUUGUGAAGACAAUGACGACGAACCAGUGGAAGAUAGUGAUGAAGAUGAAAUUGUAUACUCCAUCCAUAAUCCGAAGGUCAAAUGGAAUGUGAUGAAACCAAUUAUUGGAGAAAGGGCAUUGUCCUUAAUUGAUGGCAAAUUGAGUGACCAUUAUGCUAGAGUGUGGGAUUAUGGACAUGAACUGAUGAGGUCCAAUCCAGGAAGCACAGUUAGGAUUUCUGUUAAUAUUAAUCCUGAUCAGACUACAACUUUUCAUAGAGUAUAUGUGUGCUUUAAAGCAAUCAAAGAUGGGUGGAAGAUAGGAUUUCGUAGGGUUAUAGGGUUGGAUGGGUUUUUUUUUGAAGGUUCAAUGCAAUGGAAAGUGUAUAAUGGAUCUGGAGGAAGAGGCAAGAGAGGUAGAGGUAUUGGAUGUGGUUUGAAAGGGAAUACAAAAUUUGGUGAGGGAAAUACUAAUCUUGAUGAAGAAAAUGUGGUGACUCCUACUGCUGAGAGUGAUAAUGAAGAGGCUAGAGAUGUGGAGAGUCCUAAAUUUGAUGAUUAA